UUCAAGUAUGUGUAGAUGCAUAGAGUCAACAUGGACUGCUCAAAGCUAUUGGUAAUUUUGGUCUCCAGCUCUGUGGCGGUAACAGGCUUCCAGCCCAACUACAGCCCAGACGGUUUCAAACUCGACGACGUGGUCAACACAGGAAGUGAGAAGGCGCUACUGUCCAGAUUAACUAGAGAUGUUGACGUCCAACUUCGAGAUACUGCAGAUUCAUGUUGCAAUUUGCCAAACAGCUCCCGAAAUCAAGAAACUGAAAAAUACAGGACGGAGUGCAGGGAUGAAGUCGGUUUUAAAUUUGGAGUUAGAGUUACAGAAGAAAACGUCUCUUUCCGUCAGAAAUCAAACGAGACAGUUUGUUACGUGGAGUGUCUCCUUCGCAAGAAGAAUGAGAUUGACGACGCCGGACGGAUAAAUAUGAAAUCAGUUACUGAAUCUGUGUUAAAGUUCAGUGGGAUUAAGGAUCCAAGCACAAUUGACAAGAUAUCGACCACUUGUGGACAGUCCACUGAAGGAAAUGGUGACGCACCCGAAGGAACCUACUUGUGUAACACAGCAGGAUUUAAUUUCUUGAAGUGUGCAUAUAAUGUGACGAUCUUUAACUGUCCGACGGAACACCAAGUUAAAUCUGAAACCUGUAACAGAUUCCGGGACCAAUUAAAGGUGAGAAGCCAGUGAAGAAUACUGUGGGAAAUGUGGGAAAUACUGCGAACUGCAGCAAAUGGAAUAUGAUUCACAGUUUCAAACAUAUUUCACAAUAUUAAAGACAAUAAUCACGGUUAAAAAUGUAGUUACUUUCAAAUAAAUUCAUUUGCAUAAAUAA
Messenger RNA from Cryptotermes secundus, 820 nucleotides. RefSeq lists its product as uncharacterized. The record is from RefSeq and is a predicted model, not a curated record. Gene Ontology annotation, molecular function: odorant binding. Lineage: Eukaryota; Metazoa; Arthropoda; Insecta; Blattodea; Kalotermitidae. The transcript has 9 exons. The coding region runs from base 16 to 675 and encodes 219 amino acids.